AUGGGGGUGAACGCCGUGCACUGGUUCCGCAAGGGGCUGCGGCUCCACGACAACCCGGCGCUGCGGGAGUGCAUCCAGGGCGCCGAUACGGUCCGCUGUGUCUACAUCCUGGACCCCUGGUUCGCCGGCUCCUCCAACGUGGGCAUCAACAGGUGGCGAUUCCUGCUUCAGUGUCUUGAGGAUCUUGAUGCCAAUCUACGGAAACUGAACUCACGUUUGUUUGUUAUUCGUGGACAGCCAGCAGAUGUUUUCCCCAGACUUUUCAAGGAAUGGAAUAUUGCGAAACUUUCUAUUGAAUAUGAUUCUGAGCCAUUUGGGAAGGAAAGAGAUGCAGCGAUCAAGAAGCUGGCUAGUGAAGCUGGAGUGGAGGUCAUUGUUCGAAUUUCCCAUACAUUAUAUGACUUAGACAAAAUAAUAGAAUUAAAUGGAGGACAGCCUCCUCUUACCUACAAGCGAUUCCAGACCUUAAUUAGUAGAAUGGAACCACUGGAGAUGCCAGUAGAGACUAUAACCCCAGAAGUAAUGGAAAAAUGUACUACUCCAGUUUCAGAUGACCAUGAUGAGAAAUACGGUGUCCCAUCACUUGAAGAGCUAGGUUUUGACACAGAUGGUCUGCCUUCUGCAGUAUGGCCAGGGGGAGAAACAGAGGCUCUCACACGAUUGGAAAGACAUUUGGAACGAAAGGCUUGGGUAGCAAACUUUGAAAGACCACGAAUGAAUGCAAAUUCCCUCCUGGCAAGCCCUACAGGGCUUAGCCCUUACCUCCGCUUUGGCUGUUUGUCCUGUCGUCUCUUUUAUUUCAAGUUAACGGAUCUGUACAAAAAGGUAAAAAAGAACAGCUCCCCUCCCCUCUCCCUCUAUGGCCAGCUGUUAUGGCGUGAAUUUUUCUACACAGCGGCAACUAACAAUCCACGGUUUGAUAAAAUGGAGGGGAAUCCUAUCUGUGUUCAAAUCCCAUGGGAUAAGAAUCCUGAGGCUUUGGCCAAAUGGGCAGAAGGCAGAACAGGUUUUCCUUGGAUUGAUGCGAUUAUGACACAGCUUCGUCAAGAAGGUUGGAUUCAUCAUUUAGCUCGGCAUGCCGUAGCGUGCUUUUUAACUCGAGGUGAUCUCUGGAUUAGCUGGGAAGAAGGAAUGAAGGUCUUUGAAGAGCUCUUACUUGAUGCAGAUUGGAGUGUGAAUGCUGGAAGCUGGAUGUGGCUAUCUUGUAGUUCCUUCUUUCAGCAGUUUUUUCACUGCUACUGUCCUGUGGGUUUUGGCAGAAGAACUGACCCAAAUGGGGAUUAUAUCAGACGCUAUUUGCCAGUACUUAGAGGUUUCCCUGCAAAAUACAUCUACGAUCCUUGGAAUGCCCCAGAAAGCAUCCAGAAGGCUGCAAAGUGUAUUAUAGGAGUCAAUUAUCCCAAACCAAUGGUAAAUCAUGCAGAAGCAAGCCGUCUGAAUAUUGAGAGAAUGAAACAAAUAUACCAGCAGCUUUCACGAUACAGAGGACUGGGUCUUCUUGCAACAGUGCCUUCUAAUCCAAAUGGAAAUGGAAAUGGUGGCCUCAUGGGCUAUUCACCAGGAGAAAGCAUUUCUGGUUGUAGCAGUGCAGGAGGAGCUCAGCUGGGAACUGGUGAUGGUCAUACAGUUGUUCAGCCAUGUGCUCUGGGGGACUCUCAUACAGCAGGAGCAAGUGGAAUUCAGCAGCAAGGUUACUGUCAAGCAAGUAGUAUCUUACAUUAUGCUCAUGGAGACAAUCAGCAAUCACACUUAUUGCAAGCAGGAAGAACGGCUGUUGGUACUGGCAUUAGUGCAGGGAAACGCCCAAAUCCAGAAGAAGAAACUCAGAGCGUUGGACCAAAAGUCCAGCGACAGAGCACAAAUUAAACUGGUAAGAUCCGAGACACCUUAAAGUUAUCCUGAUAAUGAGUAAAUUCCUGUACAGAUUUUGUCUAUAAUAAUAUUCAUAUCACUGCAAUGCAAAGAAUUCCAAAUUUUUGAUGUAAAUAUUUCAGUUCCAGGUACUGUACAAACAAACAGUAAAGAAUCCUGACUCUAGAGAGUUUACAAAGUAUGAGGUAGGAAGUAAUUAUAAAACUAGAACUAGGCCGGUGAUUAUGAGACACAGAUUGAGGUGUUAAUGAAAGGGAAAUGGAUAAGCUGUGGCUUCACAUUCAUUAGCAGAGCUACUUCCUGCUUCUGCAUCUCACCUUAAGUUCUGCCACCCCUACUGUUUGUGUGAAUGUAUGGUAACCUGAAAUCAGGAGACUAACACAACUAAAGGCUCAGGGACUGGAUUAGAGUUUCAGAUGUACAAACUGGACUAAGCAGAACAUGUUUUAGAGAGAGAGACUGCAGAAAACCUGCAGAAUGGUGAUGUAGCCACUGCAUGGAAAGAUGUAGGGGUGAGGAAGAUUUGAAGACUUGAGCAUUUGUCAUUGAUCUGUAACCUAAGCAGGAUGCUUAGAUUGCCAAAGUUUUUUGAGAGCAUCUGUGGUGAAAAGAAUUUGGGUUUGGAGAAGGAGACACUGCUAAAUAGAUCUAUGUGAAUAGGUGUGAAAAUGUGUAGAGAGAAGCAGUAGAUUGGAGGAGGGAAGGAGUUUGGUAGGUGUGAAAUCACCAACAUAGAGAAGAUAAGUGGAUUUUGUGUUUUGGAUAUGUUGCUUAUGGACAAAAUAGGGAAAAGAGAAUGCCAAGGGUGUUAAAAUUUUUCCCCCAUUGAGCUUGAUUUGAGAGGAAUAAGGAAGAUGAUCUGAAAGAUAAGUUAGAGUAAUUAGGAGGAAAGCCAAAGAAUGGAGGGCUAUCUGAAACAAGAGGGGACAAAAUUUCAAGACUAGGAGUGUGGCUGUGUAGAUUAAGGGUGAUUGAGAUAUCAUUCUGUCCCUGUGUUUUAUAAAGAAUAAAUUAAGAGCUGAUCAUUAUGGAGUUUGAGGAAUAAAUAAAAAUAGGUGAGAUAAUAGCACAUGGAGGGCUUUUGAUGGAAUUGGAAGGUAGGGAUUCCAUACAGCAAGUAUAGAAGCCACAUUCAGCAUCUGUAGAGCUAAAAAGAGAAAUUCUCUCACUUUGUUCGGAUUUGGUAGCAAGAUCUAUUUCUAUUUUUGCUUGUUAUGUGGUGUCAGCACUUUGACAAAGUUAUUGUGGUGAUUAUGAACAAUUGUGUUGUGUUGAUUUGAUUUAGUCAAGAGCCACAGCAUUGCUUCCAUGAUGCCUGUCACUUGAAGUGAGCUGAGACCUGCUAUUUUCUCACAUACUGGAAGCACUGUAAACUGUGCUUCUGUGUUCUCAAACUGAUUUCUGGUACUUGGAUGGGCUUGAGCAGAACCUAGUUCCAAAAGAGUCCAUGUUUCAGUAGCUGUCUUAUCAGUAGUAUGUGUAGAUUCAUUCAGCAUCCAUGUUUUGUAUUGCAGAAUUCCUUAGGUGCUCGUGUCUGUAGAAGAAGUGCCUGCAGAGCGAACGUCUGGUUCCUGUCUAAGCUCUUUUUCAAUUGAGAGACAGGUUGGAGGGGUUUCUAGUUUGGCAGAGAAGACUGACUUUGUUAGGGGUGUUCAAAGCAUGCUGUGAAAGCAUGGUAGUCAAAUACAAUUAUCAGCCAAGAACAUACCCAAAACCACUGCUGAUGAAAGGAUAUGUGCCUUCUGGAUAGCACUGAAGUACAGAGGAUGUUGGGUUUCUCUUUUCUUCCUUUCUUUUUUUUUUCCUUCUUCCCCUUUUAGCCUCUAAGGAGUAAGAAAUAAGAAUUGAGUAUUUGGGCCAAUGCAAAUGGGGAUAGGGCUUCCUGCGCUGAGAAGGGGGGAAAGAGUAUUGGUUCCUUAAAUUAUUUCUGCCUUCUUCAAAGGCUCAUGACAAACUGUUUAAGAGUAAUUUUUCUCUUUUUCCUUGCAGCAUUACUGGAAGAGACCAUACCACUCAAAGAGCACACAGGACAAAAUUCCUGCUACUCUGUGUCGGAACUAAAGUGUUGUGAGAGUACAUGUACUAAAAUGGCAUAGUUUUUCAUAAAUUAUUUUCAAUUGUUCUCAGUUGUUGUAAACAAGUCCAAUUUUUGGAAUGUGUUAUUUCUAACUGGCAUUUCUAUGGUUUUUAACUUUUUAAUGACUUUCACAAAGGACAAAUUGAGUUUUGUAUAUAAAGUAUUUGGUGAAGAAUUUGCUAACUUAAUGUAAAUAUAAGCAUUCAUGAUUAGCGAUAGACCCAUCAAUAUAUUUUUGAUAAUCUUUCAUGUAUAUGGUAGUAGGGAAAAGCUGUAGUGUUGUUCUGUAAAAUGGAUGGACAUAAAAGGUUUUGAAGUUUUUAAAUUGUUCUUAUUUUUAGAUUCCAGAGCUUGACCUCUGUAUGAUCAGCUUCAUAUUUUCGUAAUGUAAGUGCUUAGGACUGUGUUUAAUCAAAAUCAGGAGAGCUGUAACCUUUAUUAAUCACAUCUGUAUAUAAGUCAUAUGCCAACUUUUUGUCGAGUUGUAAAAUUUUCAUGUGUAUGUCCAGUCCUUGUAUUGCCCAGUUGCCUUGUUCAGUAAUGACAGACCUUGUUAAUAAAAGAAAAUUAUAUCUGUA
Melopsittacus undulatus (budgerigar) is the source of this 4527-nucleotide messenger RNA. RefSeq names its product cryptochrome circadian regulator 1 (gene CRY1). Lineage: Eukaryota; Metazoa; Chordata; Aves; Psittaciformes; Psittaculidae. Bases 1 to 1866 code for a protein of 621 amino acids. The transcript has 13 exons. Gene Ontology annotation, molecular function: FAD binding; DNA binding. Gene Ontology annotation, biological process: circadian regulation of gene expression; entrainment of circadian clock by photoperiod; negative regulation of DNA-templated transcription. The record is from RefSeq and is a predicted model, not a curated record. Gene Ontology annotation, cellular component: nucleus; cytoplasm.